Toxorhynchites rutilus septentrionalis is the source of this 3907-nucleotide messenger RNA. RefSeq names its product BOS complex subunit NOMO1. Gene Ontology annotation, cellular component: endoplasmic reticulum membrane. Gene Ontology annotation, molecular function: carbohydrate binding. The transcript has 4 exons. The coding region runs from base 105 to 3710 and encodes 1201 amino acids. NCBI's taxonomy places the organism in Eukaryota, Metazoa, Arthropoda, Insecta, Diptera, Culicidae. The record is from RefSeq and is a predicted model, not a curated record.
AGCAAAUACUCCACUUCAUCGUACGGUUGGAGCACGGUCAGUAUCUGUGUUGCUGCCGGUCCGAAGUUGUGAAAGAAUUAUUUAACUUUUCCCUUAACUUCAAAAUGUUGCGACACUCCUUUCGCAACUUGGUAAUAAUCCCGAUCAUUUGCCUGGCAUUGGUAGCGAUUUCAUGCACCGGGAACGACGUUUUCGGCUGUGGUGGGUUCAUAAAAAAUGCAAACUCGGAUCUGGAUUUUCGCAAUGUGGAGGUUGGACUGUAUAAUCCACAGGGAAGUCUGAAAGUUAAAACAGACUGCUCUCCUUCGAAUGGAUACUACUUUAUUCCGCUGUACGACAAGGGGGAUUACGUUUUGAAGGUUAUUCCCCCGCCGGGAUGGAGUUUCGAACCCGAACAGGUCCAAGUCAAGUUCGACGGAGUGAGUGACGUUUGCAGUCAGGGGAAAGAUGUGAAUUUCAUCUUCAAGGGAUUUGGAAUCACCGGGAAGGUUGAAAUCUAUCAACACUCGGUUGGAGCGAAAGGUGUCCAGGUAGAGCUCAGAUCAGAAAGCAACACGAAGAUUGGACAAACCUUCACCGAUAACAACGGUAUUUUCUCCUUCACUCCGAUCAAAUCCGGAAAGUAUGUGAUAAAGGUUAAACAUGAUAAAUGGCAUUUUGUUAAACCGGAAUACUCGGUGACUGUGACAACGGGAAAUACAGAGAUUCCCACAAACUCACUGGUCGUCUCAGGAUUCGAUGUUGAAGGAAAUGUGCAGAGUGACGGUCAGCCAUUCGGCAAUGUAGGCUUUCUGUUAUACGCUGAGAAAAAUGCGAAACCGCUGGUAAAAUGCUCCAUGAGUGGAAAAAUGAAGACACCACUAGGAACUGAUCCAAAAUACAGCAGCGAACCCCUUUGCUAUGUAGAAGCGAACAAAGCCACUGGAUCGUUUAUUUUUGCCGGUGUAUCAUCCGGAAAAUAUCGCAUUGUUCCAAUUUUCAACAACAAGGCUAUCAAAUUCCACGUUCGGCCGGAAGCAAUAGAAUUCACUGUCGGAAAAGGCAGUCUGAAGUUGGCAGAUUACUUCGAAGUUACUGGUUUCAGUGUGAGUGGUAAAGUAUUACAGACCGCAGACGGACCCGGGGUUGUCAAUGCAAUGGUGAAACUAAAUGGAAGGGAAGUGGCAACGACGGCAUCAGGUGGCAGCUAUACUCUCGAUAAUAUUCAAGCCGGAACCUACACUGUUCAAGUGACCGCUGACCAGCUGCAGUUUAAGGAUCACAUAGUUAAAAUUUCCCUCAAUGAUCCGGUGCUUCCAGAUGUCGUUGUGUCGGGUUUCAAGGUUUGUGGCCAAGUGAUCUCAAAACAGUCCUACCGUGUGGUCAUUAUCAAAACUUCUUCCAACUUCCGUCUUGAGGUGACAACCAAUCCGAACGAGGAGGGCAUUUGGUGUGCGUAUCUUGAGCGGGGUCACUACACGGCACAUGUUAUAACAAGCGAGGCGGAACAUGCAGCCGGAGUGCAGUUUUUCCCACUGACCCAAACGAUUCACGUAGAUAAAUCACCGCAAGCUGGAGUAAUCUUUUCCCAGUUGCGGGCAACCGUCACCGGUGAAAUUCGUUGUUUGGCUGACGCCGGAAAGAGUUGUCCAAACGAUUUACCCAUCACGCUGAGUCCUGUGAACGCAAAUGGUAACGUGGUUGGACAUUCAACACGGGUGGAAGCCGUAGCUGGAAAGUAUUCCUUUACUAACAUUCUGCCUGGAAGCUACGAAGUCAGCGUACCAAAAUCAAAGCUUUGCUGGCAAGAGAAUGCAUUCAAGAUUAACGUGAAGACCGCCCAAGAAACUGUCCCAGCGUUUGUCCACAAUGGCUACAUGAUUUCCAUCGUGUCUAGCCACGGAACCACCAUGAAUUACAAGCUGCGCGCUGAAAAAGCUAAAUCUGAAGUAUUAUCAUUAAAACCGGACCUCAACACGUUCUGUGUUCCGAAUGCCGGAACGUACGACAUCGGCUUCAGUGGGUGUCACAAAUAUGAUGAGAAUGUGGUCAGAACCUUUAGUACUGCUGAUGCCGCUCCCAUGAGUGUGACGGCUCACAAACAUCGCAACACCGUUAAAAUACUAGCGGAAGACGCGUACACAUACAGCACAAAAGUUACCUUCGGAGAUUCAGUUGAAAAAAUCGACUUCAAACCAACGAGCGAUCGCGAGGAGGGUCUGCUCGUCUACAAACAUGAAUUCUACCUGGAACGAGGUGAAACACGCAAUCUGGAACCUGUGAGCGACAUCAUGCUGUUCAAUCCUACUUCGCUGGAAGUCACCGGUGGUUCCGAUUGCAGCGAGGUUCCAGUCAAAAUAUAUGCCACCAAGGGACUGUUGAUUAACGGAAAAACCAAUCCACCGAUUAAAGAUGCCAAAAUAACACUUCUGUUCCCGAAAAAUGUGGAACUUUCGUCCCUUGUUGCACUCACCAACGGUGAGGGUGCAUUCAAGUUUGGACCCAUCGAUUCGAGCUUGGCCGUGGAAUUGUCCGCCGAGAAAGAAUCAUACGUUUUCUCAGCUUUUGACAAAGCGACGAACACUUUCAAUGGCCACAAACUGUGCGAGAUUAUUGUUACCGUGAAAGACGACGCGGGGAAUCAGCUUUCAGGUGUAUUAUUGUCUCUCUCCGGGGCAGAAAGCUAUCGCAAGAAUUUGGUGACAGGUGAAGACGGCACCAUCAAAUUCCACUCACUCUCACCGAGCGAAUACUAUUUACGGGCGAUGAUGAAAGAAUACGAUUUCAAACCAAACUCAAAAUUAAUCGAAGUGAAAGAAGGCGCAACCGUUACCGAAGAGCUCCGAGCUACCCGCACCGCUUUCUCCAUUUUCGGUUUGAUAACUUCCCUCAAUGGCGAACCCUUCCCCAAUGUGGCUGUGGAAGCAUCGACCGACGAUCGUUGCGGUAAUCAUUUGGAGGAGGGUACCAGCGAAUUUAACGGCCAGUACCGAAUUCGUGGUCUCCAACCAGGCUGUCAGUAUCGUGUUCGCGUUCGCACCGAUGGGCCUUCUUCCAACGUUGAUCGCUCGAUUCCCAAAGAGAAGCUCAUCAACGUCGAGAAUGGAGACGUGCGAGACGUCAACAUAAUUGCCAUCAGUCCGUUGGCAUUCGUGGACGUUACUAUACGUGUGAUGGCAUCCGAAAAUGACCACUACAAAACGCUAAAGAUCUUCCUCUACAAGAGCGGAAGUGACUCUCCGGUUCACUCGCAACGAAUCGAAUCACCGCUGAAUCCGAAGAGCAAAUUCAAUCCCGGAAUAAUGGUGUUCUUCCCGCGCAUCCCAUUCGAUGGCAAAAGCUACUCCAUCGAGCUGACAUCAACCCUCUCGGAUAAGAACUAUCAGUACACAAUGCCGACCGUUCAAUUCACGGCCAACAGAAGCAGCAUCUUCGCCGAGCUGCACUUCCAACCGGAACUCCGAGCGGCCGAAAAUGAUCUCAACCAAAAUUCGCUGUCGGCCAUCGUGCUCAUCUUCAUCGUUGGAUUCAUUUUCUUCAAGCAGGAUCUGGCCCUGGAUCUGCUCGGAAUGGUUUGGAACAAGCUGGGCGCUGGCAUUGGAGAGCUAAUGACGAAAUCUAAACCCAGGGAGCAACGGUACGAACCUGUUGUUAUCGACGAGAAGGAAAUCGACAAAAUCGCUUCGAGUAUCAAUGCGAUAAAGAAGAAGAAGGUUAAGAAAGCUAACUAAGGAUAGUUGACUUUUUCGUUUUGGAAAAAUCUCAACUGUAGUCAUUCAGUGGUAGAAAGAAAGAUAAAUUCUGGUAGGCGAUGUAAAUCGUUUUCGUUUUAGCAGAAAUGAACGGGUUUAAAGAACAAAGUGGAAAAACGGGAUUACAAAGUGUGUAUUAAAUAAAGAAAAGGUGGUUCCAAUUAGCGGAAAAUUUA